GCUGCGUUCUCCGUUGCCGAGAUGGUGCUCGACCCAGCAGAGCAGCAUUUCAGACAUGUUGAAAAAGAUGUUUUGAUCCCUAAAAUAAUGAGAGAAAAGGCCCGAGAGAGGUGUUCUGAACAAGUUCAAGAUUUUACCAAAUGUUGCAAGAAAUCUGGAAUGCUUAUGGUAGUAAAAUGCCGGAAAGAAAAUUCUGCAUUAAAAGAAUGUCUAACCGCUUACUAUACUGAUCCUGCCUUUUAUGAAGAAUAUAAAAUGGAAUACCUGAAAGAAAGGGAAGAAUUCAGAAAAACUGGAAUUCCUACCAAGAAAAGGCUACAGAAGCUUCCAACAAGCAUGUAGGCAAAUACUCAAUGAUACUAACUCUAUUCAUGGAAAUCACAAUUACCUAAGAUAAUGGACUCAAGGAAUUGUGUUUGCUUAUCCUAAAUUAUGGAAAUAUUAAUUUUAUCUGAAAUGAAGUUUUUUUAAAAUAUA
Messenger RNA from Pipistrellus kuhlii (Kuhl's pipistrelle), 477 nucleotides. Its product is annotated as COX assembly mitochondrial protein homolog. The record is from RefSeq and is a predicted model, not a curated record. Lineage: Eukaryota; Metazoa; Chordata; Mammalia; Chiroptera; Vespertilionidae. The transcript has a single exon. Gene Ontology annotation, cellular component: mitochondrion. Bases 22 to 342 code for a protein of 106 amino acids.